GCCUCGCACUCUGCUCAGCUUAAGCGAAGAACAAUGAAUGAAUAUAACGAAAUGGAUCUCAUGAGCUAUCGGUGGCAGGAAGCCAUCCAUUUGAACCGUUUAAAAUUAGUGCGGUUGAACGACUCAAGGUUGCCUAUGUGGACACUUCAGAUGUUGACUCUUUUCUUUGGUCGGAUUCCCAAAAAUGGACCAAAUAUCAAGUGUGAUCAGGGUUUAUUGUGAUUAUUUCGAGUAGCGGAGAUUUUGUUCGUUGCAAACGUCGAUAUUUUGGAGAUUUUUGUGUAGUGGAGUGAAGUGAGCUUGUUGACUUGUGGUGGGGAGUAUUUUAAUAGUGCUUUACUUCAUCAGUUCAAUACUAGGAGGCUUCAUGAACGGGGUGCCAUGGUGAUGGCAUAGCCCAGGACGGGGGGCUCGGUUUGACCGUAGAGUAUGGCCAGAGUGCUGAUGGUCAGAUGGACAUGGGCGGCAAGAGUGCUGGCAAUUGUGGCUGGACUGUGCGCUCUGGCCAUGUGCGAGGUGCAGCAGCAAUGUCCCCCGCGCGGGGACAUCGCCCCCUGCACGUGCACCGUAAAGAAGAACGGCCUGGACAUUCUGUGCGAGUUCACCGACCAGCAGCGCAUCUCGGACGCCAUGGGGGCGCUCAAAGGCAAGCCGCUCGUCAUCUUCUAUCUCAAGCUAAGGCACAACAAUCUCAAGAAACUGCCCGGCUUCGUCUUUCUUGGCCUGGACAUUCGCCAUCUCACCAUACACAACAGCAGCUUGUCCGUUGUCGAGGAGGCUUCGCUCAGCUCGAUAGGUAAAAUGUUAACCCAGCUGGACGUUUCCCAGAACAGUUUGAACCAGGUGCCAUCCCCGGCAUUCAAAAACCUCCACCAUUUGCUGAUCCUCAACAUGAAUCACAACAAAAUUAGCAGCUUACACGCGAAGGCCUUCCAGGGUCUGGAUACUCUGGAGAUCCUCACGUUGUACGAGAACAAAAUCAACAACAUCGAUCCCGAGGCUUUCGUUGGUUUGGAAAAAAAACUGAAGAGGUUGAACUUAGGCGGUAACGGCUUAACAACAGUCCCUCAAAAAUCACUGGCUAUGCUUGAAACUCUCAAGAAAUUAGAAAUGCAAGAAAACAGGAUCAGUGAAAUACAUGAAGGCGAUUUUGAAGGCUUGAGGAAUCUGGAUUCUUUGGGCCUGGCGCACAACAAGCUUCGUACAGUCCCAGCCAAAGUAUUCACCCAUAUAACUCUUUUGAACUCCUUGGAACUGGAAGGAAACAACAUCGAUACCAUCGACCCUGAAGCGUUUGCCGGCUUAGAAGAGAAUCUCCAAUACCUGCGCUUAGGCGACAACAACAUCCAUACCAUCCCUACAGAAGCGCUGAAACGUCUACAUCGUUUGCGCCAUCUGGAUCUUAGAGCGAACAACAUCUCGUACAUUGCUGAAGACGCGUUUGUGGGAUUUGGAGAUUCUAUUACAUUCUUGAAUCUUCAAAAGAACGACAUCCGUACACUGAGUGGGCUGGUGUUCGAGAACUUGAACUCCCUGGAAACUUUGAACUUACAAAACAACAAGCUGAUGCAUGUAUCUGAAGACGUUAUGGAACCAGUUCUUGACACGCUCCGUGUAGUGGAUAUAACAGAUAACCCUCUUCUGUGUGACUGUGAACUGCAAUGGUACAAAAAUUGGCUGCGCAACUUGAAGGACAAGGACGAUGAGAUGAUGCAGAAAAAACGGACGGUGUGCACGAUGUCGAAUGAGCACAGGGAGUAUAGCUUGACCAGCUUGCCUUUGGAGCGGAUGCAAUGCGUUAUCAAGAGUUACGACGAUGGCUCCACAGGUGGUGCAACCACGGCAAUGGCAGUCUCUCUUAACUGUUUAAUAGCUAGUACUACGUGUAUUCUAAUAGCUAGGUAUGUUUAACGUUGUCAGAUUUAGAAGUACUCAGAAAUUUUUAUUAACAUACACGCUAGGUGACAUUUUUUAUUCUUUGACAUGAACUGUAAUAUGGGUGAAUGCGACACUACUAUAAUAAUACACAUCAAAGUCAGAAGCUUAGAAACACAUUAUCAUUAAAUAUUACAUUUUGGAUUACUAUUAAUAUCACCGUUGUUAAAACACGCAGACGAGUUUAUUUCAAACAGAUUAUAGGCCAUAUUUCGUGCUCGAAACGAAUGAUAUUUGUGACGUCAUUAUUAAAUAUCAGACUUAUUCAUCACACACAAAGCUCAUUUAAAAUGAAAAUAACGCUACUAAUUUAUUUUAUCAUUCAGAAAGGCGACACAUCUACUAACGUUUACCAUUUGAGGCUUUAUUCACUUAGAGAAAUUCAAGAAAAGAGUUUGCCAGUUUGGUUGACGACGAAAAAUGUUAGAAAAAUAUCGCGAGAGCUAUGAAACAAGCUAUAGAAUAAUGUUUGGCUCUUAAGCUAAGUAACGAAUCCAUGGUUGUGUAAUUUUUCAAUAUUCAUUUACAUUUCUAAAGAAAGGUUAUCGUUUUCUAAGAGUCAUAAAUUUAGUUUGAGAUUUUCAAGUGAUGUAUUCGCCUGCAAGACAGUUCUACAUUGUCAAAAUAGUGUUAAAAGGUUUAGUGAGAUUUUAUAUUUGACGUUGGAAUUUUCCUGUUUUUGCAAUGUUAUUGUGUAGGGACGUAGAGCAUGUAUCUUAGCUUGUAACGUAGAUAUUCGCGCUUCUUAUAAUGUAUCUCAUAUUUUUGACCAGUCUAGUUAGUAAACGUUUUGAAUGGUCAACAAUGAUGGCAGCCAGAACAUUCGAUAACGUUUGUCCAGUUCACAAAUAAUUACUAAGUUUCCUAAAAUUUUGUAUGGAAUCAGUACGAAAGAGUGAAGUAGUUUUCACAAAAAUCAUCAGCAACAUAGACAAGCAAUUUUCUUCAAAUUUUUGUUAAAGCUCCACUGUUUAUUAUAUAUUCACCAAAAAUCUAUGCACCAAGACCUUUCAACGUUUGCCAUCUUUGCUGACCAAAAUCUUGAAGUUCACCAUUUAGUCAUACUUGCUGAAAAUGAAAAUUCCAAAAUUUUCGAAAGUGAUUGUGUCUCUUACAGCAACUAUCCAAACUGGUGAACUUUAAGGGACAGAUAAGCACUAUAUAGAUCAUUUUGAAAAUUUCCUAGUAAGGUCGGUUUGACGUUUUCUAGCAAUAUACAACCGAAUGGUUCUAAGUUUGAAGUUUUAGCCAAACAUCGAUUCAUGCCUUGAUCAUGAGGAACUUUAAACGUCAUCGGGUUCACCAUAUGUUUAGUAUCUUUGUUGAUUCUGGUAGAAGGGCCAACUUAGAGAAAAUUUUCGAAAUGGAUCGUAUAGGGAUAGAUAAAUUCAGAGCUAACACUAUUUAGAAGCAAUUUUAAAAUAGUAUACCAGAGAUUUAAGAAUCGCACCCGUUUAAGAUUCCAUCUAACGUAUCGUUACUAAAUGUAAAUUCAUCAGAUUAAUCUGUUUUUUCUAAAAAAUAUCUCGAUGUUUGUAUGUUGAUUUUGAAAAUAAUUUAUUUGUAGGAGGUAAAAGUAUUGCGCACCAAACGCAAGAGAGUCUGUAGCUAUAAGGAGAAAAAAUUGGCCUACAUAUCAUAUCACAAAAAUGUGCCGUAAUCCCACAUUGAUAUCGUAGUGAGUUCUAAAAGAUCAUGGGGAGUUGAAUGAUUUCUCGAAGACAGCUUUACCAUGUAUAUUGCAAAUAUACAGUAAAUGGAAAGUUCAGCUCCGCCAUGAGUUACUUUAUAGUUCUAUUGCAUGCUAUAUAGAGUAAGUUUCAAACAUUUAUUAGAAAGUAAGUAGAGUUAAGUGAUCAUAAAAUGUAAGUUCUUCAUACUUUAGAACAGUAAAGGUAUGAGGCGUCUGGAGUUUUAAAGAAGUGAUUGGAACCUUGAAGAUUUUAAGGCCCGAUCUUACAUACGAACACAGUACGAUUUACCUUCCAACACCUUCUGACAGACUUUUAAUUUCGAUGUGUAAACUAUUUUUACUGAAACUCCUUCAACUUUUCAAAUCCCGACAUUUGCAAUGAAACACUAUUAUCGCUCACAAUCGAGUAGCUUAGCUUAGCUUUCUGAUGCUUAAUUGGAUUUACAUAAUGAAGUUACUAAUAAUUUCAUUACUUUUCCUCGGGACAGGUAAUAUAGGUUACAUUGAGAAAUCUUUGCUAAAGUGACUUCAGCCAGUUGAAUGGAGAUCAGUUAUAUCUCAUGGUCUUUGUCGAAACGUAUAUGAUAUAAAGGAGAAUAUUUUGUUUUGAAGAAUGCAACCAUUUAAAAGAACAGCUAAAUGUAUGGAGUGGUGUAAUUUAUCAAAAACUUGUGACCAACAACUGUCAAGCUAUGGUACGCACCACUGCACUUGCUUAGAAAAUUUGCCACUUGUUAUCACAAUUUACUUGUAGAUUACAUCCCUCAUAUUAUAAAGGUGCUGCGAGUCUAGAAACAUUGUGAACCAGAGAAUAUAUUUCCAAUAAAAUACCCAAACUAUAUCUUUUCUCUCACACAGCUGCAAAGCAAUACCGGGUAAAUCAUCAACAUCUUAAGAAAUUGCUUUACAAGUCAUCAAAAUAUGCAACUAACAACUGCCAAGUUACGGUACGCACCACUGCACGUGCUUACUGAAUUUUCCACUUGUUGUUGUAUUUGACCAGUAGAUUACCCCUACCAGAUUGAACAAUGAUAGACAACAAGCAGUGCUGUGAACCAAAAAUCGUAAAUGCAUUCUGAACCUACAGCCAAACCAUAAGUUCAUUACUCACGGCGAACAUUUUUUGCAAUAAACAGCAUCUUAAAAAAUGAUUUAAAAAGAUUGUCGAAAAUCAGAUUCAACUUUUGUCCUUGGUAAAAUCGGGCAAAAUUGUGUGGCCAUAAACAUUUCAACUAAGGUAACAGCACUAAGGCGUUGAAAAAUACCUUACUUGUUCUAAACUACGAAUCAACUAUUCUAACUCAUGUAUACACAAAAAGAUAAUCGUGUGAAUAUUUGAAACCGUGAGCUUCAAUUACCAGUCAUAUCAUAUAUUUAAGAAGUUUAUUGAUUUAGAGAAGGAAUAUACACCUCAAAUUUAGACUUUGGGUGGAUUUUCAUGUAGCUUUCAACAGACAGUAGGUUCAACUUUGUGAUAAUACAUUUAGCUCUGAAGUUCAGAUUUGUCCACACAUGAAGAUCUAACAUUUGUAGCAAGUUAGACGCGUUGAAAAGGAAUUUCCAAAUAUAAUAAAAAUUAACGUAUUACAAUAUCUGAUUUUAGCUAAUCUGGUACUGACUGUUAAAAGCUCCAAGAAAAACUCCUGAAAAGUCAUCAGUGCACAAACUAUGUGUGGAAGUGAACAAUUUGAAAUCACUUCUUACACAUUUGCCUUUAAGUUUUUCUAUAGAGAGGCAUAACCAAUUUGAGGAUGAUCACGUAUUGUAUCUUUAACAAGAGAUUGGACAAAUUGUAUUCCCGUAAGUCAAAAAUAAUGAAAUGUCGGAAUUACAUUACGUAUCUAAAAAUUCGCUCUCUCAGAAAAAUCCAUCUUAAAAAUGAAACAUAAGAAUAGGUGAAAAAUUGGACAAUCUUGUUUUACAAACUGGUUGUUUUCUCCAUUUUUUAGUGGUUAAAAAGAUAAUUCCAAAUUCUCGUAACCUGUUGAUUUAUUUCUUGCUACAACUUCAUAUUUCUCACAAUCACAAUCAAGAGAUUUAAAUCCAAGAGCUACUUCAGAUUGUCAGCGCUCAAAUUACUUAUUACAAUUUCGGAUCUACUAUAAUGACUAUACUAACGAUUUUAAGAGCUCCUUAACCAUAAAGGUUCAAGUUUAACAGAAAGACCCCAACAGUGUUAUUCUAGCCACAGAGCUGCAAGUUUAACAACCAGACAUCGGCUUACUUUGACCACAAAGCUCCAAGCUUGACAGCCAGAUAUUAACAUGUUGUUUCCUACUCUGAUCAGAGACAUCAUAAUUGCCUUACUAGAUAACAACGUUACAAUAACGCACAUAAUGGUUAUGUCACCCUGUACGAAAAAUCUUAUCGAUGAGCAAUAUUAUCUUCUUGGACUGUAGUAAUGUAAACAUAAACAUAUCAAGUAAAUUGAAACUAUCCUUGUCUGCGAUACGCAAAUACAUAUCUCGAUAUUUUGUAAUAUUUGUUAGUAGCUGUUUACUAGAGGUAAGCAAGAAAUUUUGAAACGCGGGCGAAGUGAUACAUUUAUAGAUACUUGGAUGAGUAUUUUUGUGUAACAUAUCUUGGCGCAAGCCAGACCAUUUCGAGACAUAUCCGGCCAAGGCGCGCCAUAUUUCGCAUCGCUAUGCAACAACAAAAUCGGAAUAUUUUUAUAAAUAUAUCUUUCUAUGUCAGGUCGUUAUCACAUAGAGACGCGAAAUGCGCGACAAUGGCCACAUCCCAUUUUUUACAACCUUUACUGUGUUAUAUGAUGUAUCUAUGUACCUAAAUGUAUAACUAAGUAUUGUAUUAUGCACUAUCGACAGUAUAUAUUCUUUAUAUUGAAUAUAUAUCACCGUUGUGUGUACUAUAUUUUAUGUUUCCAAAUGUAAUAUUAUCUAUUAUAUAAAUGUCGACAUCAAUAAAACAGGUAAGCUGAAGCUUUGUGUUUCAGUGUUAUAACCCAG
Molecule: messenger RNA, 6594 nt
Organism: Acanthoscelides obtectus
Lineage: Eukaryota; Metazoa; Arthropoda; Insecta; Coleoptera; Chrysomelidae
Source: the annotation of a GenBank genome assembly